AUGGCGUUUCCUUUCCCCCAGGGGUGGGCACGACCUAAAGUGAAGCUCUACGAGGGAGACACCGACCCGCAGGAGCACGUGAACUUCUUCGAAGGCGCGAUGCAGUAUGCCGGGGCCAGCGACCCCUUGUACUGCCGAUGUUUCCCCAUGAGCCUCGGAAAAGGACCCAUGAACUGGUUUCAGAACUUACCGAGCAACUCCCUGUACGACUGGAACGGGGUCGUGUCCUGCUUUUUAUCCCAGUACUCCUCGGUCCGCAGUAUACCGAAGACCGCGCAAACCUUGGCUUUGGUUAAGCAGAAAGAGAAAGAAUCUCUAAAGGCAUUUCUCAAUCAGUUCAACAAAGAGGCUGGUGAUAUCACCGGUCUCCUCCCCGACACAAGGUUGGUCCUAGCUACCGCGGCUCUCGCUCCAGGACCUUUCCUGACCUCGCUGGAUGGCAAGCCGGCCAACACUCUAGAGGAAUUUCUAGCCCGGGCAGAGAAAUUCAUAAACAUGGAAGACGCCGCGACCCUAAGAGCCGCGAGUCAAACACUCGCGAUCAAAGGACCGCAGAAGAUGAAAGAGCAUAAAGACCAGCCUUCGACCCGGGAGUCCCGACGGAAGGGUCAGGACGAACGGAAGACGAAGCUGAAAAAGUAUGAUAGUUAUACCCCACUGAACUCCUCCCUCUCGCGUAUCCUGAGGGAGAAAGCCUCCACCGACCUCAGGGACCGCCCCCCUCCGCUCUUGACGAGAGGCGACAAGUUGGAUUCCAAGAGAUUCUGUGAAUUCCACGACAGCCCGGGCCACAACACGGACGAGUGCCUGAACCUCAAGGACAAGGUGGAGGAACUGAUCAGAGCAGGCAGGUUGUCCAGGUAUGUAGCUCUAUCGUCGGGUGCCCUCCCACGCCCGCGCUCGCCGCCCCCGAGGCGGACACCAACCCCUCCUAGACACCGUGCUCCAACCCCUCCAAGGCACCGUGCCCGAACUCCUCCCAAGCGCCGAUCGGCCGAUCGACAAGACAGGACACCACCACGUCGCCGGAGCCCCGAGCGCCGCGGACGAAGCCGAGAACGUAGAAGAAGCCCGACCGACACGGCCGGGAUGAAGUUAGAAGACAUCAUGGAAGCAACCUAG
Messenger RNA from Lotus japonicus, 1122 nucleotides. RefSeq lists its product as uncharacterized. The coding region runs from base 1 to 1122 and encodes 373 amino acids. The record is from RefSeq and is a predicted model, not a curated record. The transcript has a single exon. Lineage: Eukaryota; Viridiplantae; Streptophyta; Magnoliopsida; Fabales; Fabaceae.